Molecule: messenger RNA, 2157 nt
Organism: Carya illinoinensis
Lineage: Eukaryota; Viridiplantae; Streptophyta; Magnoliopsida; Fagales; Juglandaceae
Exons: 8
Coding region: 265-1908 (547 amino acids)
Biological process (GO): chloroplast organization
Cellular component (GO): chloroplast outer membrane
Source: RefSeq, a predicted model, not a curated record
AAUUCAACCCUGAUAAUAACUUAAUAUUAUAAGUCUAUCAUAAAGGAUUGUAGAGCAUUGAUUUAAACAUCUAGGACAGAAAUGGGCUACCAAUCUUCAUGAUAUGCAAACAGACUGGUUCUGCCGGCAACCAGCAGCUUUUUGGCAUAUAUAUACAGAACUGAAUUUGUGAGGCCUGACAAUGAAAUAUGAAACUCUUUUCCAUGAUGAAUCUUUACUUAUUACAAGUAAAUGAGAGAGUUUCUUGCAUUAGAUAAGUGAAUUAUGGAGCAUCUCCAUAAGAUGUAUCCUGGAAUCAUGCCUGAUGAUUCUUUGUCAAAGAUGAAGGGAUCAACUAUAGAAAAGAGACUGGCAUACUUCUGCAAGGCUUUGAUAUCUGUUAGAGAUUCAUGGACACAGAGUCGCCAGUGGAUGAACAAACUCAUAUAUGAUGAAAAUCUUAAUGUGGAAAACACUAAGAGUGUGGAGCAAUUUGUGUUUGCAACACUUGAUUGCAUGAUUAAGGCAGCAAGAGAAUUGUUCGGUAUGCUGGAUGAGGAAGAUUUGAAGAAAGAUCAUUCUCUGAAUGAUUCAGCUUCAUGUCCAUUAGAGUUGAAUGGUGGUUGUAUCAAACAUGGUGCUCAAAAUCCCAGCCUCUUCAAUCAGAAGAAUGGGAAGGUUGAAGAAUUAAAACCAGAUUAUAAAGAAAUGCAGAGCAUUUCUGAAGUAACACCUGCAGCAACGUCUAACAAAGUAGGAUGUUCCCAAAAUACAACCGAAAAGACAAAGCCCCAUAUAUCUAAAAUGAAUGAACCAUCUAGUGAGGAAGGACAAGGUGCAGAAAGCAGUGAACCUGGCAACCAAACUGCACCCUUAGUGCCCUUGAUGAUGCCUUCGAAAGGAUCAGUGCAGUCAGUACCACCUCCCAUGAUGCCUACAAAACGAUCAACAUUGCCUCCACCAAAAACCAUGCCACCGCAGAAGCAGCCUGGGCCCCCGCCACCUCCUCCACUUGGUGCUACAAAAUUCCUUCAUCGAAAGGCAGCUAUGACUAAGUUGAAGAGAUCCACCAAGAUGAGUAAUCUGUUUCAGAAUCUCAAAAGAAGUGUUGAAGGGUCUAGUAAAGAUGCUAAUUCGACUAAUGGACGAAAAGUUCCUAUUGGGACUAGGCAACAAACUGAAGGCUCCACAGGUUGGAAAGAAGGACUGGGUGCUUCAUUAGCAGAGUUGAAGAAGAGAUCACCUUACUUUCAUCAAGUAGAAGAAGAUGUUCGUAAGAACCAAAAGUCAAUCAUAGAGCUGAAGAUAGCUAUUAACUCUUUCCAAGCCAAAGACAUGGUUAAGCUGCUGAAGUUUCAAACAAGUGUAGAAUCUUUUCUUGAAGGCUUAACAGAUGAAACCCAGGUGCUAGCAAAGUUCGAAGAUUUCCCUGCAAAGAAGCUGGAAGCAUUGAGGACAGCUGCAGCGUUGUACUCAAAACUAGAUACAAUAGAAUGUAACUUGAAGAGAUUGGAAAUAGUGGCACCCUUGAACAAGCUGUUCGUAAAGGUUGAGGGUUAUUUCAAUAAGUUCAAAAAAGAAUUGGAUGCAAUUGAGCGGACCAAGGAUGAGGAAUCCACGAAAUUUAAGCGCUAUGAUAUCCAUUUUGACUUCAACAUCCUUACACGGAUCAAGGAAUUGAUGGUGGAUAUUUCCUCAAGCUGCUUGGAGCUAGUACUUAAGGAGACGAAAGAAGCCAAGGCAGCAAAGGAUAAUGGAGAAACUCUGUCCAAAACAGCAACACAAAAAAAGGAAAAUGCCAAAAUGCUUUGGAGGGCUUUUCAAUUGGCAUACAGGGUCUAUAUAUUUGCUGGUGGACAGGAUGAUCGAGCUAACAAACUCGCUGAAGAAGUGGCUCAUGAGAUCACAGCUGAUUCUCAGCAACGAUGAUCUUUUUCUUUGAUAAAGUUGCUGAAGUUUUUCACUUUAACAAGGGAAAUACUAGCGAAACCAAAUGUAUCUGACCACACUGGUACGUAUACUAAAAAAGGCACUCGUUUAAUUGACUAAUACACUCAUUAAAAAGGUACAUAUUUUGAAGUAUUAAUGUAAAAACUAUUAAAAAAUGUAGAUCAUUAAUUCAAGUUUGAUGUACACUUUUUAUUUUCUAACAAAAGAUAGUAGGGAUUUUUUUUCUAA